Plasmodium reichenowi is the source of this 1596-nucleotide messenger RNA. Its product is annotated as serine/threonine protein kinase, putative. The record is from RefSeq and is a predicted model, not a curated record. Gene Ontology annotation, cellular component: cytoplasm. Gene Ontology annotation, biological process: protein phosphorylation. The annotation marks the transcript as partial. The transcript has a single exon. Gene Ontology annotation, molecular function: protein serine/threonine kinase activity; ATP binding. NCBI's taxonomy places the organism in Eukaryota, Apicomplexa, Aconoidasida, Haemosporida, Plasmodiidae.
AUAAACGGGAAGACGAUAAGAGAAGAGAAAUUAAUUUCUGAGGGAGCGUAUUCAUUUGUUUAUAUGGCAAAGGAUUUAAACACGAAUAGAGCGUAUACUAUAAAGAAGACCAUAUGUCAAGAUAAAGAGAAAAUAGAUAUGGCGAAUAAAGAAAUCAACAUACUUAAAAGUUUACCUCCACAUAAAAAUAUAGUACAAUAUUAUGGUUCGACUAUAAUUUCUGAGAAUAAUUACAAAAUCGUUAUAAUGUUGAUGGAGUAUUGUGAGAGAGGAAAUUUAUUAAAUAUUUUUCAAAAAAAUAAAGAGAAGAUUAAAGAAAUUCACAUUGUAAAUAUUUUAAAAGAUAUAAUUAGCGGUUUAUGUUUUUUACAUAAUCAAGAAAUCCCUAUAAUACAUCGUGAUAUUAAAUUAGAAAAUAUUUUAUGUGAUAAAAAUGGUGUAUAUAAGAUUUGUGACUUUUGUUCCCAUUCUAUAACAAAUUCUUUCUUUCCUAAUGAUUUAAGUAAAUCAGAGUUAUUUAAUUUAAAAGAAGAAAUUGAGAGAGAUACUACAUUAAUAUAUAGACCUCCUGAAUUAAUUGAUUUAUAUUAUAAUUUUGAAAUAUCAUGGAAAAUUGAUAUAUGGAUGGUUGGUUGUAUUUUAUAUCUACUUCUUUUUAAAAUCCAUCCAUUUCAAAAUAAUAAUUUUUUAUCGAUUAUUAAUGCUAGUUUUACUAUUCCAUAUUGUACGAAAUAUUCCAAAAGAAUUAUUUCUAUUCUUCUCAUGACACUUAAUAAAAAUCCUCAAAAAAGAAUUGAUACCCCUACUCUUUUAUUUAUUCUUGAAAAUUAUCCAGACCUCAAAAAAUGGUUUGUGCAUAUUCCUGCUGACAUCAAAAAAAGGGUUAACCAAAUUUUUGAAAAAAUGAAUGAACUUAACAUCAAUAAUAAACACACCGAUCUUAUCGAAGUUAGUCAUGAGAAACUAAUCGAUAUUAAAAUAUCAUCACAAAAAUAUGAAACUAACCUUCCGAAGAGUAAUAAUAAUUUCCUCAAGUUUUUUACAACCAGUAAUUUGAGCGGUGAUAUUUUUAAGAAAAAAGUCGAAAAGGAGGAAACCAAAAAAGAAAUCAAGCAAGUAAGCAAGACGGAAAAGCAGCCAAAGGAUAAAUUGGAAAAUAAUCCUGAUGGUAAUAAAUUACAAAAUGGUAAAGAUAGUGAUAAAUUGGAAAAUAAUCCAGAUGGUACUAAAUUACAAAAUGGUAAAGAUAGUGGUAAUUUGGAAAAUAGUCCAGAUGGUACUAAAUUACAAAAUGAUAAAGAUAGUAAUAAAUUGGAGAAUAAUCCAGAUGGUACUAAAUUACAAUAUGAUCACAUUAUUGAUUAUACAGAUAAUAAAAUGGAUAACAAUAAAAAGAAUAAAUCUGAUGAAAUUUCAGAAAAUAUUAUAAGUUCAGGUGAUCAACAAAAUUCUGUACCUGACCAGUCAGAAGAUCAAUCAAAAAGUCAUUCAUACAAUUUAAUAAAAAUUCAAUCGAAAGAAACAUUAAUUAUUGAUCAUGUAGAUUGUGAUUUUCCUGGUGAUAAAACGAAUACAGAUUUUUCUUUUCAAGAUACU